Messenger RNA from Tetrapisispora phaffii CBS 4417, 1068 nucleotides. RefSeq names its product WD40 repeat domain-containing protein. Gene Ontology annotation, molecular function: ubiquitin binding; RNA binding. Bases 1 to 1068 code for a protein of 355 amino acids. Lineage: Eukaryota; Fungi; Ascomycota; Saccharomycetes; Saccharomycetales; Saccharomycetaceae. Gene Ontology annotation, cellular component: nuclear pore. The record is from RefSeq and is a predicted model, not a curated record. The transcript has a single exon. Gene Ontology annotation, biological process: transcription-dependent tethering of RNA polymerase II gene DNA at nuclear periphery; RNA export from nucleus.
AUGUCGUUCUUCCGUUCAAAUACAAGUUCCAAUCAAACUAUGGCAGCUGAUAAAGAUUUAAUGAAUGAUAUUGUUAUCAAUAACCCGGCAGAAGAUUCAAUAUCUGACAUUGCAUUCUCUCCACAACAAGACUUUUUAUUCAGUGUGAGUUCAUGGGAUAAUAAAGUGCGUAUAUGGGAUGCACAAGGUGGAAAUCCACAAGGCAGAGCUCAAUAUGAACAUGCAGCUCCUGUCUUGUGUACCAGAUGGUCCAGCGAUGGUACAAAAGUUGCAUCCGGUGGUUGUGAUAACGCUAUAAAAAUAUAUGAUGUAGCAAGUGGGCAAAAUCAACAACUUGGAACACAUAAUGCAGCCGUUAAGAGCUUAAGGUUUGUAAAUUGUGGACCUUCAAAUCAAGAAUGUUUAGUAACGGGUUCAUGGGAUAAGACAUUAAAAUAUUGGGAUUUAAGACAACCUCAACCAAUCUCUACAGUGAUGUUACCUGAAAGAGUUUAUUCUAUGGAUAGUAAAGAUAAAUUAUUGGUAGUGGGAACAGCGGAUAGAAAUAUAUGUAUUAUUGAUCUAAAUAGUCCUGGAAAUAUAUUCAAGACUUUUUUAUCACCAUUAAAAUGGCAAACAAGGGCAAUAGCAUGUUUCAAUAGAGGUGAUAGUUAUGCAAUUGGUUCGAUCGAAGGUAGAUGUGCAAUCAGAUACGUUGACGAUAUGCAACAAAAAAAUCUUGGGUUUUCAUUCAAAUGUCACCGUCAAAAUCAAAAUAAUAAUUCAAUGCAUGCUAACAUUUAUCCAGUCAAUAGUAUAGCAGUUCACCCAGUCUAUGGAUCGUUUGCUACAGCUGGUAGUGACGGAACCUUCCACUUCUGGGAUAAAGACCACAGACACAGACUAAAGGCAUUCCCAAGCCAGAAUGCGACUAUUCCAGUGGUGAAUUUUAACAGAAACGGUUCUGUUUUAGCAUAUGCAUUAAGUUAUGACUGGUUCCAAGGCUAUGGCGGUAACAAACAAGGCUAUCCAAACGUCAUAAAGCUGCAUCCAACCACAGACGCAGAAGUCCAAGAAAGAAAGAAAUAG